Clonostachys rhizophaga is the source of this 576-nucleotide messenger RNA. Lineage: Eukaryota; Fungi; Ascomycota; Sordariomycetes; Hypocreales; Bionectriaceae. The record is from the annotation of a GenBank genome assembly.
AUGCGCCCACAGAUUGUCCUCGGAGCAGCCACAGCCGCGGCCGUCGCGGCGACCAACAGCACUCUAUCCGUCGUCCCUUCCCUCUGGGAUGGCCACUGCUCCUAUCCAAAAGGCGACGAUGGCUUCCAGAUUGACUCCUAUCUCGGUCGCUGGUACCAGGUCGCAGGGACGCUCGCCCCAUUCACGGCCAACUGCAAGUGCAUCAAUGCCGAGUACGCUCUCAACAGCGACGGGACGGUCCAGGUCAACAACUCCUGCGAGGCCAAUGGCAAGGCCAGCAAUAUCCUGGGUACUGCCUCGCCUGCCUCCGCCGCGUACGGUACCAAGGGCGUCUUUCGGGUGCAGUUCCCUGGUCAGCCGGGGCCAAAAUGCCCUGGUCCCAACUAUAUUGUUCAAGAUUAUGCCAACGACAUAGCUCUUGUUCAGUCGAACAAUUUUUCCACCCUCUUUAUCCUAAGUCGUCAACAACAAUUGGAGGAUAGUGUGAUCGAUGCAUGGAUUAAAAGAGCCGGCCUCUUAGGGACAAAUCUCGACAAAGUGGUCAAAACCGACCAGAGCAAUUGCUUAUUCACAUAA